Scophthalmus maximus (turbot) is the source of this 2767-nucleotide messenger RNA. It is a transcript of the gene ndnfl, whose product is annotated as neuron-derived neurotrophic factor, like. Gene Ontology annotation, biological process: extracellular matrix organization. The record is from RefSeq and is a predicted model, not a curated record. The coding region runs from base 360 to 2111 and encodes 583 amino acids. The transcript is spliced from 4 exons. NCBI's taxonomy places the organism in Eukaryota, Metazoa, Chordata, Actinopteri, Pleuronectiformes, Scophthalmidae. Gene Ontology annotation, molecular function: protein binding.
GGCCAGAAGGACAAGCCUCCAGGUGUGAAGGACCGAGAGACGGGAGCCUGCAUGGGGCAGCUCUGAACCUCAGCAGGACACACGGGAGCUGGGACACCUGAGCCCUGAAGAGACACCUCGUGGGACACGGAGUCGGUGGAGCACCCGACAACAACCUGCUGUCGCUCCUCCUCUCUUUGCAAGCGGCUCUCAUCACCCUCUCCUCCUCCUCCUCCUCCUCCAUCCUCACUCCCUCUCCCAUCUGAUCCCAUCCCUCACUCCCUGCGCUGGAGAGGGAGAGCGUGCACUGGGACAAGAGCCUGGGACGUGGACACUGAGGAAAGUCACCGGGUGAAAUAGGCAGAAGUCAGGAACCUGCGAUGACACUAGCGUCCCUGUCCUGGCGCCUGAGUGCAGCUCUGGCGCUGCUCUGUGUCUCGCCAUGGCCCCAGGUGCACUCGGCUCUGGCACCUGAGAACGAGGUACCACUUCGGCCCACUACUUGGUUACCGGAGGGGAAGCUCACCUCUGUAACUCUCCCCAAAGGACGAACUCGCAGGCUCUACUUCACACUGAAGAAGAAGGCUCCGGCGAUGUCGCUGACCGUCAGCCCCUGUGACCGCCCCAUCGAAUGGAGCUUGGCCGCCCGCACCCUGAAAGACAAACCCCUGAAGAACCUGCAGUGGAGCAUUAAAAAGAGCGUGCCCGAGGUGUGGUGGCGAGGUCCUGGGACUGAGGAGAAGAUACACAGCUUCGCUGGCAACGCAGUAGACACCUACAGGGGUCCCUCCUACCCACAGGCUUCCGUCUACAUCCUGAGGCUGCGCUCCAAAGAGUACAACACCAGAGCUACGGUGUCCCUCCAUGACGGCCCCGGCCCCUCCGGCACCUUCCCUCUGCUCCCAGCUGACCCUCAAGUUCACACAUUAGGUGUAGGCAUGACCAGUGUCACCCUCAGCUGGGCGCCCAGCGCCUCCGUAAGCAGCCUCCCCCACCCACAGAAAAGUUACGAUUACUGCGUCCUCGUCAACUCUCAGCAAAACUACCCCAGCCUCUGUGCUGCCAGAGAGAGCAUGAGACAAGAGAAAGAGAAAGACCAGACACAAGAGAAGAAGGAGAGGAGGGGGAGAGUGACAGUGUGGCCAAUUUUGAAAGAGUGGUGGUGGCAGCAGUGGGACCCUGAACCCCAGAGUCCAACUUCUUCCCAUACCGAUGAUCACGCUGACCUCCAGUGUGUGUGUCAGGGGACAGAGAGUGUUUGCACCGUCUCUGAGCUACUGCCUGACACCCAGUAUUACUUUGACGUCUUCGUGAUGGACAGGCUGAACGGCACCAGCACGGCGUACAAGGGGACAUUAGCCCGGACGCACGGGGAGGCUCGUGUGUCCACCACUGCGCUGAGGGAGGGCGAGCUGAGGUGGGUGACCUUCCACGACAGAGGCUCCAACUCUGCGCAGUUCUUCAACUUCCGUCCUCGGGGUUGGCAGCAGAGUGGUCUCCUCACAUUGCAGAGCUGUGGUGGGGGCGAAAAGGUCAAGGUCACCGUGUCCAGCAAAGGUCAAGUUUUGACCUCGCAGGAUGUGGGGGGAGAGUUAGUACACAUCUGGCUGCACGGAAGUCCUUCUUAUCUCAUCCACUUAGAGAGAGAGGGGACUACCAAAAGCAGCUCUGCUUCUACAGACCUAGCUCUGCCAGGAGGUCUGAUGGCUUCGGUCAAGAUGCAGACGUCCUCUGCCUACCACCGCAGAGGGGUCCCAUCUCUGCCCUCCACCUUGCAGAUCAAAUCCUUCAACCGGUUGCGCGGUUGCAACAGUGUCACGCUGGCCUGGAUGGGCACAGAAGAAAGAAGCCUGUACUGCGUGUACCGCAGAAAGCUGGGGAACGGUGACCCUGACGCCGGGGGAGUAUCAGGUCUAACGGCACCCUGUCUGGGGCCAGAGUCCCGCUCCGACACCGAGAGAGUUCUCUGCAAGUAUUUCCAGGAGCUGAAUCCUCGGCGGGCCGUCACUACAGCCGUGAUAGGGGGCCUGGAGCCAGGGAUGGCCUAUGUGUUUGAUGUCUAUUUAAUGAGACGCUGGGGGAUCCCUAUCAAAUACGCCAGCAAGAUGCUGAAGACCAGGAAGGAGUGCUGAGCUGCCGCCCCCUGCAGGAGAUUUGUAGACUGUCCCAGUACUGGGGAAAAUGCCAUGGACAAGCUGACCGUGAUAACGAAGCCAUUUGACUGUCGCGGAGAGACUGUUACCAUAACGAGGAAAUCGUCCCCGGUGGAGCAAUGGUUAUGUUUAAAACCCCACUUCCACUAUCCAAGUGGAUGAGAAGCAUAUGAGAAGGGUCUGCACACCAGCAAAAGUCAUAACAGCUACAAUACAACUCUCAUUUUGUUUUUAAUUGUUGCUCAUGAUCAUGACGUGCCAGUUGUCCAAGUGCUUAUUUUGUGUGUGAGUACAAAGGACAGAUGAGGUUUGUGAUGACAGAGAGUCAGUACACAAACAACAACAGGGACCGUGCCAAAUAUGCAACAGAAACAGAUGGGGCAAUAAUUGGAUAACAUCUGAGACGGGGGUGGGGGGGUGGCAGUGUAUAUUUCCAGUGCUGCAUAAUGUACAGGCUUAUAAACACAGAUGGGUGCAAUCUACAGAUGCUUAGUUCAAAGUCAGUGUGUAUCAUUGUGUUCUGCUUUCGCAUGAAGCAGUGAAAAAAUACUUCGUGACUUGCCUCAUUGUGGUUGAUGUAUUCUUGUGCUGCUUCCAACGCACCAAUAAAUACAAGGGUAUCUGUAUGUUCUUGA